Molecule: messenger RNA, 10303 nt
Organism: Paramuricea clavata
Lineage: Eukaryota; Metazoa; Cnidaria; Anthozoa; Malacalcyonacea; Plexauridae
Source: the annotation of a GenBank genome assembly
UUGGUUAAUCGGAUAUAUUGAACGCAUCUGAUUGGUUAAUCGGAUAUAUCGAAUGCAUCUGAUUGGUUAAUGGCCCCUUAAUGGUAGAGGUAGCGGUAGUGGAAGUCAAAUUUGAACCUUUAUUAUAAGCAGGAAGGCAACGCGUGACGAUAAGAUGAGAAAAUCUUCAAGUGAUUGCAAGUGAUUUUGUCGUUUGUUAUUUAUAGUUAAUCAGAGAUGGGAAGAACAGUCGACAACAUCAAACGGAUCGUUUGGCGAGCUUUCACAGGAGAGUAUGAGGUUAUAAUGCACACAAUAUGUUUAUGAAAUGAAAUUUUGCCCCUAUUUUUUAUUGCAUCACUGGAAAGUAUGUUCAAAAUAGUGAUGAAUGGCUUUUCCAGUUUAUUCAUAUCUCAUUUCAUUCCCAAGUUAUCGGGCAUUUUGUAUGAUGCUUUGUUGAAAUACCUUUGCUUCCAUCUCAAGCACAACCAGUGUAGUCUUCACUCAAAAUCUCGAAAAGGCCCUGUCCACAUGAUACAAGGAUUUGUUUCAUCCGCAACAAAGUGUUCAGACCAAUGUUAUAUUAAUAGCAUAUUCAAACCAAAUUGUCCUGUUUGCUGGACCAUUGAGGAGUGUUUUUUUUCUCCAGAUUUCCAUCAAGUAUCGAUAGUACUCGUUAUGUUCGAGGAAAAUUGGCCACAAAUGAUAAACCAAUGACAUUCAAUCAACCUUGGACAGUGGAAGAACAGGUUCGCUUUCAUUUUAAAACAUUGAAUGCCUUUUAGAGAGUGGCGAAGGGGGGUGGGGAUAAACGUUAAUUCUCGAAGCUAAAACUCACUAAGUCUCGACCUAGGACAACGACGAUUUCCUGGAGUAGCUUGAUGUGUAAAAUCGCGUUAAAGCGUUUGUAUAUAUGGUUCCAAGAAGAAUGUAUUUGCUUUAGAUUUUCAACUCCUCACAAAGCUAGAUUCCCCACAACUCGGCAGUACAUUGCGUUGCAAGUUGCAUGAAUCAAGUAUCUUUUAUCUACUUGUCGUUUCAGAGAAAGUUAGAACGACUUCUUCAAGUAUUUCCCCAGGAACCUGUGGAAGCCAAACGUUGGUCUAAGAUUGCAAACGCACUCGGAAACAGAACACCCAAACAGGUACGUGCAUACCAUAUUCAAACAUUUUCUGGUCACAUAUCUGGAUUUGUCGCCAUGCAACGAAGUAGUGAAUAUAUCAUUGACAAGAAGGAGUAUAUUAAUCGUGAUUUGAAAAUUGAUGUAACGGAAAAGAUGGCUCCACCCUAUUAAUUUAAGGGAGUCAAUUUAACUCCCAGUAGAGAUAUUUUGAACCAAUUCAAAGUUAGCUCCAGAUGUGGAGUAAAAUUCGGUUCAAACUUGCACUUAAUUAAUAACUUAAAUACAUGUAACUCCUGAAAUUACAGUGAAGCAUUAUUGUUCUUUGCUAUUGCGAAAUGCAUAGAAAACGUCAAACAAAGAAAUAUACUUUCGACUACUUUUGGAUAGCAAUACUUUGGAAGUAGUUCAGAUCGUUGAAGAAAUACAGUACCUUGUGUGUCAGUUUUGCAUGUUAGUUUUACUUUCCAUUUGUUUUUGUCAAAUAUUUUGUAGAGCUAUGCAAACUCAGGUUAUAAUAGCUCCGGCAGUCAAAACGAAAUUUCAUAUUUAAAAGUAGAAGCAGGCGAAAGUGUUUCAGUGUAAUUUCAGAAUUUAUUUUAUUCCUUUUUGAGCUUUCUUCUUUACUUAUCAAAUAUACGUGCUUCGAUGCUUGUAUAAACAAUGUUUUCUAGAAAGUAAAACCGCAUGGCAGCGUGAUAUUUUCGCCCAAAUUACUGUACAUCGGGGUCAGCGGAUUUUUGCAUCAAAAGUGAUAGCAAUGCGCUUGCAGAAUUUUCGAAGCCACGAAUCGGAUCGGAGCAAGUAAUUAAACUUUAUGUAAUGUUUAAUAAACGAGUAAGAGUGUUUUAUCACAAUAUAAAACACGACGCGUAGCGGAGUGUUUUAUAUGUGAUAAAACACGAACUACGAGUUUAUUAAACAGCUUCAAAAACGUCUCAGUUAGAUCACGGCAUUGGCGAAAUAAUUUUCCAAAAUAACUUUGUAUUAGCUGAGAAAAUCAAAGUUAAAGUUUAUGUAAAUGAAGGGAAAUCUUUAUCAACAUAUAAAGAUACGACACGCUUAUGAUUUUUCUUUGUGUUUUUCUCAUGAAUUAUUAAUGAGUUUUUGAAAGUAACUUCAAAUCAUUCAACUUAGUUUUUUCAUUACCAAAAGUUCAUUGAAAUAUGAAAUAAUUUUUCAUAAUUUUGUCUGCUGGAGUUUUCCAACUCAGGCUCCGGCUCUGGCAAAAUAUGCCGGAGACUCCGGCUGCGACGCACAGCUCUAGUAUUUUGUGAAAACUUUACUAACCAAAAAAUUGAAUGAACACGGCAUAAUUAUGAGUGUUUAUUACAGUAGUAUUAAGACAAUGAUAUGCACUGUAACGGAUUGGUUAAACUGUGGUUAAUUAACCAAUUUGAAUUGGUAAUUGUCUCAGAUGCAUUUUCUUUUGACCAAUAUUAUUUGGUCAAAACAAUCGAAAAAUUAGUUAAAAUAACCCAAUUUUUGGUUAUUUUAACCAUUGAAAUAUUGGUCAAAUAAGUGUACAUGAGACAACCAAUUCAAAAUGGUUAUUUUAACCAGUCUGUUUUCUACAGUGCACGACACAGAUUUCUUUUUGUGUUUUGUUUUGGUUUGGUUAUUAUUAAUGAUUUAAAUAUUUAGGUGGCUAGUCGUGUGCAGAAAUAUUUUAUCAAGUUAGCGAGGUCCGGUCUACCUAUACCAGGACGUGAACCUAACCUAACUCGUGUUUUACCCAAGGCAAGUGAAGUACUAUUUAAAACAUGAGUAGGAGUGUUUUAUUAGAUAUAAUAUCAGAAUUUAUCAGAAUUGCUUCAAAAACGGUCGAUCUAGUAAGUUCAUUGGCGAAGUAAUUUUCAAAACAUAUAUAUGUUGUGCAAGUCGAGAAAAUCAAAGUUAAAAUUUAUGUAAAUCAAGGGAAAUCUCUAUCACAUAUAAAGAUACGACACGCUUAUGAUUUUUCUUUGUGCUUUCCUCAUGAAUUAUUAAUGAGUUUUUGAAGGUACUAUGAAGUCACAUGCAGAAGCAGUAUGAGUGCUGUCGAAUCUCCUGUAAACGGACUACCUCAGGACUGAGUCAUGAUUGUGUCCGCUUACAGGGGGGAACAAGUCCUGGUGUCCGCCAGGGAUUAUUUUAAAGAAAUUGUAUUACUGCACAAAAAAACAUAAGAUAGCAGCAUGCAUGUCACACAGCGAAGGAGCGCUGAGAACAGCUUUCUAGAUACUACGUUAUUCCGUGCUGUACCGGGAAAUCCAAAACAAGAAAAUUUACGAAUUUGUAAAUGGAAACCUAUGAAAAGGGAACCAACUAGGUGAUGAGAAAUUGCAAAAGACACAACUUUUCGUGGGACCUGCAUGGGGGUCCUUAUAUAUACAGAACAUUUUCGUACUUAGGUUGAUUUCUUACAUUUUCAGACACAAUUUUUGAUACAUUCCAUCUUGAAAGAUUGAAUAUUGGGCCAUAUAAAAUUCGAUAUAAAAUUUGAAAACAUUAAGUGAAAACCAGAAUAACUUAUUGUCUUCCUUGUGCUUAUCGUGCUUUUAAACAAUUUAAACAUAAUUUGUGAUGAAUUAUGCACUCCUUUCGCGAAUUAAUAUCACCUAUAGUUAAAUAUUAAAUAAAAUCAGUAGUGCACAAAAUCCCAUUUAUCACUGCACAAAUCCCAUUUAUCACUGUACAAAUCCCAUUUAUCACUGCAUCUUAAAAUAUUUCCUGGUGUCCGAUUAUGAGAGUUCAUUAAUAUUUGAUAAUUAUUGUAAUGCUAUAUCCUAAUUGUAGACUAAAAAUUUGUUACCAAAAUAAAAAAAAUACAGUAUGUUUGCCUUCGUUCAUCCCCUCAUCACAGUAGUCCGUAUAAACUACACCAAACUGGGGUCGAUUGUUAGAGAGGGAAUGUUUAUUAGAUAAGGAAAAUUUAUUAGAGAGGUAACUGCGCCACUAACACUACAACUGGUAGUAAGGGUGGAUUUGAUAAAGAAAUUGGCACCCUACUUGUACCCCAUUUUUUGGCAAGGUUAGGAGUGCUGCACACCUCUACACGUUACCCACAGUAACUCCAUCCCUGCUUGCUGUAAAAGUUUCUUUUUCUUUAUGUAUUCAGCAAGUGCCACGAGUUCGCAGUACUCAGCAGCAAGCUGUGAAUUUUCGGAACUCGACAUUCUUUCCUUCGUAUAAACCACGUGUGUAUAUGGAAGACAACGAUGAUGUAAACAGUUUGGCCUCGUCAGAUGAUCUCGCGGACAUCUCGGUAGGUAGCCUCGCAUACCACUUUCACAAAUGGCUGACAAUUUAGAUUUCUUUUAUGUGCCAACUGGUUGCAGGUUAUCAUGUUAACAUUUCAAAAGAGCUUUAAUUCUCAAACGAGGCUUGUGCUAUUAUAUUUUAAAUGCCAGGAUUAUUGGGGAGGAUGGCCGACCAUGUGUGUACCAGGCAAUAUUCGAAAUAUUGCGUCGUUUCACCUGGAAAGCCCGAUACAAUUUUUGAAUCCUCGUUCCCGCCGUUGCCUGGGACUGACGUAACACGUAAAAACGCACAAGUUGUUACAGAUUUGCUCACAAGCUGUCGGCAAGUUGUGUUCGCACUGCUUGUUCCCAGUUGUUGUACAGUAACAAGUUCGGAAAAAGCUGUUGACAACUUGUAACGAACUUGAUGGCAUUAUCAGACUUGUUACAAGGUUGUUCUAACAAGUUUGAUACAGUCAUGAUAUAACAAGAAUGUUACAAGGUUGACGACACGAGGUUGUAACAAUAUUGUUAUAUCAUGACUGUAUCGGACUUGUUGGAACAACCUUGCAACAAGUCUGUUAAUAUUGACCAAGGUUGUUACAACUGUUCCAUACUUGUUGUUCCAUACUUGUUGACAACUUGGGGCAAGCAGUGCGAACACAACUUGUUGACAGCUUGUUGGCAGACUUGCUACAAGAUGUGAGAUUUUUACGUGUGUAUGCUACUGCUAGCCAAGUAACGUGGCUAUCCAGAUUUCAAUCUAGGCACGCUAGUAUUCCUUAGGCGAGUUUAACAAAACAUUAGCAUCCUACACACAUAAAAACGUACAACUUGUAAUAAACCUGCAGCAGACUUGUACCAGUGCUGUUUCAACAACUUGUUAUCAGGGUUGCCUGCAUGAUCGCAACUUGUUGACAAAUUGUGAGCAAAAAUUCAUGUUGACUUCAACAAACUUGCUAUGAGUUGUUCCAUCUUGUAUGACAACCUUGUAUCAAAUGACAACACUAUUACAAUUUGUUGACACUUUGUGGAUUUGUACUUUGUUCGAAGAGGCUUGGAUGGUGUAAACUAGCAUUUAGUUAUUUGUAUAUCUGUCGUGAAAAACAUCUUCAAUCGUAUGAUACUGUAAAUAUUUUUUUGCUUUUAUAUCAAUUUGUCAGGAUGAUGAAACCAUUCCCAAAGAACUACGAAAUACUAAAGAAUAUUGGGAAAUAUUACAACUGAAACGGCUGAAAAGAAAACGAGCUGAACAACAACACAUGGUGAGCUUUUCAAUCAUUUUUGAAGUGGCACUCGCGUCAAAAUUUUUAUUUUCUUAAACGAAAAUACUCUUAAAACUGUAUAGUAACUUUGUUUUGAAUAUUUUUGUUCCCAUGCUUAGUUCUUGAGAUAUUUUAUUUUGUUUGUAACCAUUUGACGUCAAUGACUCAAUUACAUAUAUAAUGAGAUAUCAGUAAUUGUUGUGUACAUUUGCUAUUUUUUAUCAAAUCUUUUCAAAGAUGUGGCCCGUUUGUUAAUUUAACCUACAGUACAUCAUUAAGCAUACUGUUUUUUUUAAACAAAUCCAUCAAAAAUAGCAUAUAUAUAUAUAUAUAUAUAUAUAUAUAUAUAUAUAUAUAUAUAUAUAUAUAUAUAUAUAUAUAUAUAUAUAUAUAUAUAUAUAUAAUAAUUUAAUAAUUUAAUAUUUUAAUACAAUUUUUCAAUUGAAUAAGUUGCUACUUUAAGUUUCAUGCAACAAGCAAUCAUCAGGCAACAUAUUAAUACGGUUAAGUUGUUAUAUAUAUAUAUAUAUAUAUAUAUAUAUAUAUAUAUAUAUAUAUAUAUAUAUAUAUAUAUAUAUAUAUACUGAAGAUUCCACCCAUUUCAUGUAAUUGAGUCAUUGACGUCACAUGGUUACAAACAAAAUGAAAUAUCUCAAGAACUAACUACUAAGCAUGGGGAUAAAAAUCUUCAAAACAAGUUACUAUACAGUUUUAAGAGCAUUUUCGUUUAAGAAAAUAAAAAUUUUGACGCGAGUGCCACUUUAAAUGUGUAAUUAUAUAUGCGCGAAAUACCUAAAAUUUUAACAAUCUUCGAUCCCCCCGCCCAUAUUCAAUGUUGAGUUACAUGAGAUCGGAGCGAAGUCAAACCGGGCCCAUCUCGUUUCGGUCAUAGUAUUAUUUAUAAUAGAUGUUUACAUGAGACCGGGACGAAAAUAACUGAGACCCGUCUCAAGUCAUUCCGUUUGCUGGACCGAGCCGAAUGACUUCAGACUGGCAUGAUUUCAGACCGGGAUGAAUGUAAACAGAAAUACAUUUCAGACCGGUCUCGGCUGUAACCUUGACAUUGGAACAACACAUGCUAACAAAAGUCAUCUAAAAAUUGAAAAUCCUUUCUUCUAAGCCAAAAUAUUUCUUCGAAUGACAUUCCCAGGAUCCACCACUAUUUCCAGGUACUCUCAGAAACGAGGCUGCAUGGAUAUUAUCUAGGCUCGAUUACCAACCGGCAUUCGGGAUAUUACCAAACGACUUUCAUUAAAAUUUUAACCAGCUCGAAAUUGAUUUGGCGGUCAAACGCGAGCGAUCAGGGCUUAAGAUGUUUUUGUUUUUCUCUGUUUUCAGUUAAGCAAAGUGGAACAUGUUGGAUAUGUGGUACGUACAGUAUAUGUGCAUGGGUAAAUAUUCAAGAUUUUUGGCGAUACCGCUUGAUAGAACUAAUUGUUAAAGGUUUCUUUAAGGAAUUUUCGAACUAAAAUGAUAUACAUACACUCCAAAAGCUCUACUAAAGCUCUUAAAAUAAAUGAGGAGAAAGUACCGCCUUUACAAUGACAUCAGUAAAUGGUUAGGCUAAAUCGUAUGGUACCUCGGAUCCCCUAUCAAUUGAUCAAUAGCUUGUUGGGAAAUCCACUCACGGAUGAGUGAGAAACUCAUUAAACUAAAAUCUUACUUCCUGAUCAUAGUCUGGUUAAUAUAACCAGGAAUCUGGUUAUAUUUGACCCAGAAGGUCCUUGUUAGAAUGAACGGACUAUGUGGUACUUGCAUGGUUGAAAACAAAGAAGCACCAGACCGUAAGUACACGAUUUAUCCCACCCUGCUUAUAAGGUAUAUGGGUAUAUGCAGUUUUACUGCCAAAUGCUUACAGUAUAUAAACGCUCGAUCUGAUUGAAUAUUUCAAUUGAAAGGCUUUCAUACAUCCCUGUAUGCAAUAGCUGUGUUGCAGAUUUUUGCACAGUUAUAGUUAUUAGUAUAGCCAUCGAAAAUUUAAUGUACAAAGAGAUGGAUUUUGACAUUUGAUCUAUGGCGGAACCAAAGUUAUGGCUAUUUAAAGUGAGUAGUCUUAAAACCAAUUAUAAUACUUAAAAACAGCUAUAGUACUGCAUGAUUUCAAUUGCACAUUGAGUGAACCUAUUUUGAUGAUCUUCGUGUCAAAAUUCAUCUCUUAGAUUCAAUUUUCGACACCCUGUAUAUAUUUUCAUUCCUCACCGACAACGGUCAUCCUCUUUCGAUGGAGAUUAUUUAUGUCGAUGAUUUUAUUCCGUUUUUAUAGUGUGAUUUGUGUGGAAUGAGUCCAAUCAUUGGCGUACGUUGGCAUUGUGUAGAAUGUCCUGGGGACAGAAGUACAGAUUUCUGCAGUGACUGUGUUAGUAUGUAAGUAUUGGCUGAUUCACACUAGCAGUAUUGUCGGGCAUUUUUAUUUUUUGAAUGGUAUAUCAACGUAUAGAGUCCAUAACUCUCCAGAAAAACGCCCCCCCCUAAAUAUUUCCUCAUGCAUCAAUUAUAAAUUUAAAAUUUUUUCAUAAUAGAGCGUUCGCACUCAUUCCCCAGGGACCAACUCAACAAAACCAAAUGAAUUCAAUUAGCCUUUCUCACGCCGCCAUUUUUGUGUGGCAUUUCAGCCGAAGUCUGCGAGAUAAGUCCACAUAACAGCGACUUUUUAUAAUUUUUUGGACAAAUGAUGGUAAAUUUGAUUUGUAAAUGGUUAGUUUAUUUUGAAAAAUUGCUUUUCACAUUGUUUUAAUUGUCUGCAUUGGUUAGCGAGAAUUGGAUGCCACCCAAAAAUGGCGGAUAUUCGUCAUCGUGAGAAAGGCUAAUUGGACACUCUGUCCAAUCCUGAUUUUGAGAUCAGUGGCGCUAACAGUUAUUCUCGAAUCUUCGUGCUCGCUGUUUAACAGCAGGCUACGUUCCUAUCCUGUACAGAUAAUAUGCGGGUGCAGGGAUGAAGGAGCAGAUUAGGAUUGUGUAUGCUUAAGAAGAGAAUAUUUUGUAUGUAUAGGUAAUAGCAUGGUUUCGAGUGCAAUUUGGAUAUAACAUCCACGAGUGAGUUUUUCAAAGACCUCAAAAUAGCACGAGUCCGAAGGACGAGUGCUAUUUGAGGUCUUUAAAAAACUCACGAGUGCAUGUUUAUCCAAAUUUCACGAGAAACCAUGCUAUUACUUAUUAAUAAUUUACAUAAAAAUGUUCGAUACAAUUGUAGUUUUAACUUACGCGUUUAUAGCGAACAUUCCACUGGCAAAGUUUUCCUGGCCAAAUUAUAUCACAUUAUACAACGCUAACAGCUUGAAAAUUCCACUCAACUAUGUAAUUUUUGUUAGUCUUGUUUAAGGUAAAUGCUUUUCCAUUUAAAAAUAAAGAUAAAAGCCAUAUUUUCCACGCGAAGGCAACUGUUACUUUGUGUAGCGAGGCGCCAUGUUUGUUUUUGUUUUCAAGCAAUCUGUGACCGUUACUUCUUUAAACUAAAUUGCUUUAAACUGAUUGGUUGAUUUAAUCAUCACAAUGUUUUUCCACCAAUCAGAUCAGUUUGUUACAGAUUUUUGCACUGUGAUUACAGAAAAUUGCACUGUGAUUACAAAAAAUUGCACUGUGAUUACAGAGAAUUGCACUGUGAUUACAGAAAAUUGCACUGCUGUUUGGGAUUAACUGCACCGAAAUCAACCAAUCACAGUCGAGUAAUAUCUUUAUGUAUAUUAUUAGAUACGUAACACUCGUUCAAAAGGAAUGGAUAUACUUUUCCAUUUGAUUAUCACUAUAUUCAUUUUGUCAAUACACGUUUCUCAAGCGGCAAACAAACUGAAGACGUUUGUAAAAUUAUGCUAAAAUGAAGAGAUUUUAGAUGGUACACCAAAGAGAAAAUGACUUCUGAAGUUCAGUAUACGUUUGGCUUAUAUUGUUGUAUAGAUAUGGCGUCAAUUUUACAGCAUCAAUGAUAAUUGUAUUUAAAAUGACAAUAUUUAACUAUAAUUAUUUUGAGUUUCUCAACCGCCAGUUAAUGUAAAAAGGUUGCUAAAUAAACUGAGGUUUAUUGUUUGUCCGACCCGAGUGUAUUGGUGUCCGACCGAACUAUAGCUUUGUCCGACGUAAAUCAAAAUGUUAAAUGGAAAAUCAGAAUACUAUUGUAUAAAAGGUGAACUGGAAAUGUUGUUUUAAUGUAGUCGAGCGCGGGGCGGCGAGCGAAAUGGUGAAGUGGAAAACGGGCUUAAGUUGUCGAAGUCUUUUUGAUACUGCUGUUCUGGAAAGCAUGAAAGAAACAAAUUAUCUUUACAACAUUUACCAUUUAUUCAUUUGUGUCAUUCAGACUUAUUUCCGAGUCAAAAACGAACUGAAGGUGAUCGGACAUAUGUCCGACCCAAACUCAACAUCCCGGAUAUUUUGUCAGACGGCCCUGGAAAAGAUAUUUUAAGGCCUGGUAUGAUCAACAGAGCUAGUGUUAGCUGCAGUCAAAAAUUCGUUUUCCCAAUUACGAUUAUAGCUGGCAAUUUUCUUUUUCAUUAUUUUUCUGUAUAGUGAAAAAGAUAAUGGUGUCCAUCGUAGUUCACAUAAAAUGGAGCCAAUUGAUUGGACAGAAAGUGACUUUGUUGACGGAGAUUAUGUAAAACUGGGGGAAACUUCCAAAGGAUACAAUUAUUUGGACCCAAAUUUUUUACCUGCGGCCACGUGACCUGUGAUGUGUGAAUUAUUCACUCUACCAUCAUUGACAAGGUUAGUUGGAAGUGUUAAUGUACGUA